AUGAAUAAAAGAGAUCAAGGAUGGUGGAGACGCGAACAUGACGAUCGUAACAUUAAUCAAUCAAAAUUACCAAAUAAUUACGGAUGGUCACAAGAAUUAAAUCAACAAACAAAUCUCCGUUGUUGGUAUUGUAAAGAACAAAAUCACUAUAGCAAAGAUUGUCCAACAGCUCAUAUCUGUCAACAAUGUAAACGAAAAGGACAUACUACUACAAGUUGUUAUCAGAGACAAAUAUGUGGCUAUUGUGGUCGACAAGGACAUAUUGAAGAAAUUUGUCAAAUUAAGAAACAAUCACAACGACAGCUAAAUCCAUAUCCGCCUCAAGGAUACACACGACAGCAGCUAUCAUCAUCACAAAAUCAGCAAUAUUUAAACUAA
This is a messenger RNA of Didymodactylos carnosus, 378 nucleotides long. The record is from the annotation of a GenBank genome assembly. Lineage: Eukaryota; Metazoa; Rotifera; Eurotatoria; Philodinida; Philodinidae.